Molecule: messenger RNA, 1026 nt
Organism: Symbiodinium sp. CCMP2592
Lineage: Eukaryota; Dinophyceae; Suessiales; Symbiodiniaceae
Source: the annotation of a GenBank genome assembly
AUGCCAACGUCUGUCCUGACGUUCUUCCUGGCUCCGUACUUCCCAGACAUCGUGGACAAAGGCCAGUCUUGUUUCCUUGAUGUGGUCAGCAUCAACCAAGUUGACCCAGAGAUGAUGCGCCAGGGAAUCUAUGGGCUGGGUGGCUUCCUAAGCGCGUCCAAGGAGCUGAGGAUCCUCUACUCCGCGCCCUACCUCACCAGGCUGUGGUGUGUGUUCGAAUUGGCCGCUUUUCGAACGGCUAACCCGUGCGGCAGGAUCCGGUUCGCCCCUUUGUUUGUGGAGAUCGGGGGUGCUUUUCUCUGGCUCGGUGGUACAGCGGCGAUUGUCGUCUACUUCAAGGUGAUGAUUGCCACAGGAUUGGAGAGCCUCGUUACUCUACUCUUUGCGACGAUCCCUGUCUUCGUUGUCUUCCACAUGCUGCGGAAGAACCUGUCUCAGAAGCGCCAGGUGUUCCAUGAUUUGGCGGCCUUUGAGCUCUCGGCCGCGGGAUGUCGCGGGGCCGCCGACAAGGAGUUCAUCUACGCCGCCAUCGAGAACUGGUACGGAAGCCUAGAUGCCUUCACGGCCUAUGUUCGCGGCCCCCUGCGUGACGAAUUGCUGGCAAACCACCUGGGCACCAGCCUUCCGUGGAACUACGCAUUGCUGAUCGCGACCCCAUGGAUAACGCUAGGAAUGGACGCUUUGGCAGCACAGGUGCGAGCUGGGGCUCCCAUUCACAACUUGGUGUCCUACGGUUGCGGCUCCAGCCUCGGUCUCUUUGGUUUCUGGUGGAUCGUCGUCGUGCAGUUUGCCAUGCUUCUAGCCGGGCGAUUCCCGAUGCCCAAAAACAGCCUGUGGGGACUGGUGCAGUCUUUGGCGCUCUACUUGCUGUGCAUUGCAUUUAUCUUCUCCGGAAUCUUCAUAGGAAAGUGGGCGUACAAUAACAGUGUUGCAGCGUCACUUACGUGGUGUGCUGCAUCUGGCAUGCUGGCUUGUCUAGCCAGCGGUGGGUUGAAGGUCUCUCAGCCGGCCUUUCGCCAUCGUUGA